Fraxinus pennsylvanica is the source of this 312-nucleotide messenger RNA. Lineage: Eukaryota; Viridiplantae; Streptophyta; Magnoliopsida; Lamiales; Oleaceae. The record is from the annotation of a GenBank genome assembly.
AUGUCAGGAAGAGGUAAGGGCGGCAAAGGUUUGGGAAAGGGCGGCGCAAAGCGCCACCGCAAGGUUCUGAGGGAUAACAUUCAGGGAAUAACUAAGCCGGCAAUUCGCCGCUUGGCUCGUAGAGGUGGAGUUAAGCGCAUCAGUGGACUAAUUUAUGAGGAGACCCGUGGAGUGCUCAAGAUUUUCCUUGAAAAUGUAAUCCGUGAUGCUGUUACCUACACUGAGCAUGCCCGCCGUAAGACUGUUACCGCAAUGGAUGUUGUAUAUGCACUCAAGAGGCAGGGCCGAACCCUCUAUGGAUUUGGUGGUUAG